AAACCCACUUUUUUACUAUGACUAUGUGCAUUAUGGUGGAGGCCAACUUUCCUGGGUAUAAAAGAAAACUAAUACCUUAGUAGUGGUAUCAGUUUGUCUCGUCGCGUUGUCAUUGAAAUUAAUAUAAUAAGUGCCGGACGAUCAAAAUGAAGGUCCUUCUCUGUUUAACUGCGAUUGUAUGCACUUGCAGUGGUGGAAUAACUAGUGGAUAUGAUGGCAAUUCAAUAGUGAAAUCAAUAGAAAUUGAGCCCCAACAACUGCAGCACAUACAUCAGGUGCAGGUCAUCGAGCAAGGGCAGCAUGGUUCUGAAGGAGUUCCAAUUGAAUUAUUUGACUCACAAAAUGUCCAAAGUGGAGCCGAGUUCAGUGGAGGAUUUAGUGGAAGUCAAAGUGGAGGUCAAAGUGGAUGGCAGCCCAUAGCUGACAUUCACUCUCAAAAUUCCGAACCAGAAAUCAUCAAAAUCAUUCACGAGCAGGCUCCCAACACUCAUGGCAGGCAUGCGGGAUUCGAAACACAAUCCCAUCAGCAGUUCCAGCAUCAAAUCAUACAAAUCAUCGAGGAACCAUCAUUUGGCAGUAACCAUCAAGGUGGAAACCAUCACCAAAUAAUAAAGGUCAUUGAAGAGCAUCCAUUCAGUGGACAUGGCGGUGGAUCGAGCGGCAGCAGUGGCCAUGGUGGCCAUGGCAAUAGCCAUGCGUUCGAACCUAACUUCGGCGGACACGGCUCACCUUCCCAAUCGGAACCACAAAUUAUAUUUGCCGAUCCCCCAUCCAUUCCUUUCCCAUCCAGUUCCGAUACCUCGUCAAAAUCCUUGAAUCCCCUUAGUUCCUUGGGGUCGGUUAUCCCUCAAAUUUUGAAAUUCCUUUUUGGCGGUGGCGGUGAAUCAAAGUCAUUGCCAUUACCAUCAUUGAGCGGUCAUAAGGCAAUAAAUACCCCUCAUGCUGGUAAAUUGACAAAUGCUUAUGGUUAUGGUGGAACAGCUAAAAUUUCCAAGGGAGGAAAGUUGCAUAAACACUUUUACAACUCUGGCCGAGUGAUAGAGAGGGGGACUUUGAAAAUAUCUUCGGUUAAAAAAGGCAAAUGGUAGUUUAGGCUUGAAUCUUGCAUCAGCUUAUGUAUACUUGAAGUCUUUUGUUUGUGUUGCCAAAAUAUUCAGUCAUUCAUCUUAGUUUAAGUAUUUAUAUAAUCACAAAUUAGGAAAAGACCAUUUUAUAAAUAAGAUAAUAAAUUGUAUUUAAGUAGAA
This is a messenger RNA of Eupeodes corollae, 1245 nucleotides long. RefSeq lists its product as uncharacterized. The record is from RefSeq and is a predicted model, not a curated record. Lineage: Eukaryota; Metazoa; Arthropoda; Insecta; Diptera; Syrphidae. The coding region runs from base 147 to 1088 and encodes 313 amino acids. The transcript has 2 exons.